AUGAUCAGGAUCAAAAUCGUGGCGAUCUUCUUCGUUUUAUCGGUUCACGGAAUAAGCUCCAUGCGUGGAGUCGCAAUUUUGAACGGAAAUGAAACAGUAAGUGGGAUGGUUUGGAUCACUCAGAGGCAAAUUCGCGAUCAUGUCACUAUCGAAGGCAUGAUAACAGGUUUGAAGCCUAACUCCAAACAUGGUUUUCAUAUUCACGAGUUUGGAGAUUUGACCAAUGGUUGCGCUUCUGCUGGAUCCCAUUACAAUCCUUUCGGAAAGAAUCAUGGAGGGCCUAAGGACUCUGAUCGUCACAUUGGUGAUCUUGGAAGCAUCACAGCUGACGCAAAUGGGGUUGCCAAUUUUCUCACGUAUGAUAACAAAGUAACGCUUCACGGAAAACACUCAGUGGUUGGCCGUGCAUUUGUCGUUCAUGAGCUAGAUGAUGAUCUAGGAAGAGGAAGUGGUAGUAAAAAAGAGGAAUCAUUGAAAACAGGAAAUGCCGGUGCUCGCCUAGCAUGUGGUGUAAUCGGUAUUACAAAACCUUGA
Molecule: messenger RNA, 534 nt
Organism: Necator americanus (New World hookworm)
Lineage: Eukaryota; Metazoa; Nematoda; Chromadorea; Rhabditida; Ancylostomatidae
Exons: 5
Coding region: 1-534 (177 amino acids)
Biological process (GO): superoxide metabolic process
Molecular function (GO): copper ion binding
Source: RefSeq, a predicted model, not a curated record